Molecule: messenger RNA, 1348 nt
Organism: Sitodiplosis mosellana (orange wheat blossom midge)
Lineage: Eukaryota; Metazoa; Arthropoda; Insecta; Diptera; Cecidomyiidae
Product: zinc finger protein 239-like
Exons: 1
Biological process (GO): regulation of transcription by RNA polymerase II
Molecular function (GO): RNA polymerase II cis-regulatory region sequence-specific DNA binding; DNA-binding transcription factor activity
Source: RefSeq, a predicted model, not a curated record
UUUGUAGAAGUUGCAGCGACUGUGACAUCGAACAUCGAAUUAGUGGGCGAUCCUGGAUGUGAUUUAAAUCUCGAUUUUGAUUUGAAUGGUGUGAAAGAGGAAGUGAAGUGCGAAGAAGAGAAGCCAGAGAAAUAUUCCACAGCGGAUUCAGGCUCAAAGGCAGACAAACCAAAUGCCCAUGCUGGUCAAAGUGGUAACUCAACGGUAAAAUCAAAAGGCAAUCGCAAUGGACUCAAUUCAAGCGUAAAGAAAAUGAAACGGGAUGGAUUAAGAAAACAGAACAAACAAAAGAUUCCGAGGAAUAAGGCGGCGAAGAAACGAAAGGAGCACAAGUGUCAUGUUUGCGGUUAUGUUGCAUCACAGAAAUAUCAUCUCGCCAUACACAUUCGUAUUCACACAGGCGACAAACCCUACACAUGCGAUGUCUGUUCGGGAAGUUUCACCCAAAAAAGCGUUUUGAAUCGACACAAGAAAAUCCAUAGCGGAGAAAAAACAUUCGUAUGUUCAGUUUGUUCAAAAUCUUUUGCACAAAAAUUCACUUUGAAUUGUCACUUGCGGACGCACAAUGAUGAGCUUCCCCAUUCUUGCCUGAAAUGUGGACAACGAUUUGCCACCGAUGAGGCCAAAAAAUCGCAUGAAAAGCGCUGCAAACGACGUCGAUACGAAUGUUAUCUCUGCGAAUACAGAAGUUUCGUCAAGUUCAAUCUGAGAAGCCAUAUGCAAGCAAAACACGCCGGCGAACAUCAAUUUCAAUGUGGAAUAUGUGGAAGAGGAUUCAUCCAUAAAGGUCAUCUUAAUAAACAUUUGGCCACCCAUAGUGAUCAGUUCCCAUUCGGUUGUACCAAGUGUCGCCGAGGAUUCACACAAGCAGAGAAUAAAACAACUCAUGAAACGAUCUGCGACCGACGUCAAUAUCAGUGUUACAUGUGUGAAUAUAUCACGCUUUAUCAGACCAACCAACGGAGCCACAUGCGAGUUCAUCACACAGGUGAAAAGCCGUUUCAGUGCAAGUGGUGCGAGGCACGUUUUUCACAGAAGUUCAGUGCCAAUGAUCAUAUGGAAAAGCAUCAUAUUUCAAAGAAAUGAGGAGGUCUCACCGUCUACUAUGGUCUUCUUCAUGUACAAUCACUCGAAUUAAACACUAUUUCAUAUAGAAAAGAACAAAUGUCAAACUUCUGCCUUUAUUGUGUGGUCAAUUCAGAUUAUAAUGCUGAGAGAUACAACGAAUUUAAUUGCAAAUUAAUAGAAUCCUCAUAUUUUCAUCACGUUUAGAAAAAUGUCAUUGAAUUGAAUAAAAUUUUGAGAUUGACAUCAUUAGACACAAUCCAUCUUCACGUCAAUGUGUAAU